UAUGGAGUAGGGCACCUUUCCUGCUGCUGCCGUCGGCUCUCUGCACACCUGUUUCCAGACCCGGUGAAAACACCACGUUCUUCCUGUCGGAGGACAGAAUUGGAGUCAUAGGAACAGCUUGAGAAAUGGAGUGUAAUGUACCCAACCAAAGACAGCGGACGAUGUCAACAACAGGAGUAACUCUCUACGAAAUUCUUGGCCUGAAUAAGGGAGCAUCGUGUGAAGAAAUUAAGAAAACCUACAGAAAAUUAGCCCUGAAAUACCAUCCAGACAAGAAUCCGGAUGACCCAUCUGCUGCUGAGAAGUUUAAAGAAAUCAACAACGCCCACACAAUCCUCACCGACAUGUCAAAGAGAAACAUCUAUGACAAGUAUGGAUCGCUGGGACUCUAUGUGGCUGAGCAAUUUGGAGAUGAAAACGUUAACACAUACUUCAUGCUGUCAAGCUGGUGGGCAAAGACCCUGUUCAUCAUCAUCGGCCUCUUGACAGGCUGCUACUUCUGCUGCUGCCUUUGCUGCUGCUGCAACUGCUGCUGUGGACGAUGUCGGCCCAAAUCAUCAACAGCAGAGGAGGACUUCUACAUGUCACCAGAGGACCUUGAGGAACAAAUUAAGACUGACAUGGAAAAAGAUACAGACUUUCCAGUUGUUCUCCAGCCUACAAAUGCAAAUGAGAAAACACAGCUAAUCAGAGAAGGAGCUCGAAGUUAUUGUACAGACUCUUGAUGUUGGGCCCAUGGAGGGUUCAAGCUCCUCUUCUCAGUUCAGCCAUGUCUCUGGGUGGUCAUGGGGGAGGGGGUAACAUGAAAUGCUGUGAACAUAUUCACAUUUGUAUUUUAUUUUUAGGUUAAGGGGAAGAUGAUUGCUACAUAAUUUUCUCAGACUUUCUCUUUGAGUAGAAUUCCUAAUGAAAAGCAUUCAGUUUGAUGAAUAAAGGCCUGAAGAGUU
Molecule: messenger RNA, 947 nt
Organism: Onychomys torridus (southern grasshopper mouse)
Lineage: Eukaryota; Metazoa; Chordata; Mammalia; Rodentia; Cricetidae
Gene: Dnajc5b
Product: DnaJ heat shock protein family (Hsp40) member C5 beta
Exons: 5
Coding region: 126-725 (199 amino acids)
Source: RefSeq, a predicted model, not a curated record